UUGAAUCUGGAUAUAACUAAUAUAAGCUGUUGUGUAAUUCUAAACUGGACUGAUAGUUUCACCUGUGUCGGUCAAGCAACAAAAGGAAACGCCACGGAUAGUUUAGAAUCGUCUAUAAACCGAACCCACGUGACAGCGUCCGUCUGUAAACUUAUCCCACAGCUGUUAUCAUAUGUCAAUCAAUACACUUUAACCAAAGGCAGAAAUUUCCACGUGGACCAAUAUAUAGGAAAUGAUAUAACAGACGAGCUCAAACUGUAAGGCCAGCGCAAUACAUCUCAAGAGUAAACGCUGAAUACAGAGCCUUCAUCACAUGCUCGCCAACACAUACUGAAAAAAAUAGACAUCUUCAUUAGAAAUCCAGCGAGAAUUGUUUAUCACAACUGAUAACGUAAUCACAUUGGUACAGGUAAUACCGAUAUAAAAUUGUGAAAAACGAACACCACAUCAAGUGAAAAAAUGUUGAUCUCGAUUUAAGACGUCAUCACGCAGAUGCCAGUUAUAAUCGCUGAUAAAAAAAAUCGAAACCGAUAUCAACUGCGCAUAAUAGACGACUCAAUGCAGAAAGCGCAUGUAUAUGCAAAUUUGCUAAAAAUAUUCGUGCAUGAUACUAUAUGAAAAAUACGUGAGCAUUCUGAUGGGAAGAAAAUUGCAAAGGUACGUCAUUUUCAUGAAGAGUGAAUCUGUGGAUUUGGUUUGACGUCACAAUGCUGACUAAGUGAUCGAAGAGGCAAUGAUACCGGAGCAAGCCUUUAUUGGCUCUAGGGGGCGUGACAAACCAUCACAGCACGUAUACAGUGUGUCUAGAUAAGAGUAUACGGCGCCUAGUGUGAAGGUGUCUAACAGAAGGUCAUGACAGUGCAAGGACUAUAGGAACAAUGAAGAACUGACGAGUGAAAUCUAAACACACUUUGAACAAACCAGUCCCUUGUAUAUUAGUGUUUUAACAGAAGAUCUCAACGGCGUAAGGAUUUCAGAUAAUAUGAAACAAUUACAAAUGAAUGCUGAAUAAUUUUGAAGGAAUCACCCUUAAACGUUUUCAGUGUAAGGGUGUUUGACAAACAAUUCCAUAUGAAUACUGAAUGAUUUUGGAGGAACGAAGUUUGACAAACAGUCACAUAGCUGCAAGGAUUUGGCCUAGUGUAACGGAGUUUUACAGUCUGUCACAUAGCUGUAAGGAUUUGGCCUAGUGUAACGGAGUUUAACAGACUGUCACAUAGCUGUAAGGAUUUGGCCUAGUGUAACGGAGUUAUGCAAUGCGUUUCUGAUUAUAUAAAACAAUCCCAAAUGAAAACUCUAUAGUGUUGGAGGAGUCACGAAGGAAGGUUUAUAUUAAAACCUUAUGUAACGGAGUUUGACAGGCGGUCACAAUCCUACCAACACUGUGAAAUUUUGGAAGAAUCGCCCAUGGAUGUUUACAUUUCCUUUUAAUAAUCAAGUGUAUGUGUUUCCAACAUUUUCCUGGCAUUGAACUUUAAGAAAUGUCACCCUAACCAUGUACUUAGUGACAACAGUCGUGUGUAUGUCAUCAAGUGAAACACCGAUAACCUCUUACUGUAUUGUAAACACAUACGUGUAUGUAGCCGGAAGUUGUCAUCGCACGUUUGUCGCUUGUCCUUUCAAUCCCUACGCAUACUUUUAAAGUGAAUACCAUAAGUAACGAUUGACGCUGGUCGUAAGAACCAUCCGCAAUGACAACAAUACCAGGAAGACAUGUGUUAUUUCGUUACGUCAACUCUAACCAAGAGACAUUUGGCAGUGUUACCCAAAACUGAUCGUAGACCUAACGUGAGACCGAGGUGCUAUCCAAUUAACGAUCAAAACCUACACAAAAUAUAGUAUUGUCAUAACAGUAUAAACUUGACCAAAGAAAGGCCAGGCAAUCCGGUUCCUUCGUAUAUUCAUAAAGGCAAAAUAGCAGUGUCUUUGUGAUCAUUUUUACGUUCGGUAGUAACGUGCGAAAAUCUACCAUCGAAUUUUCUUAUGGGAAUAAAUAUAAAGAAUCAGUGUUAUUCCAUUAAAUAAUGACAAAUUUUGGGAAACCAUUUAUUGGAAAGGCAUUCACACACUUAACGGUUACCGGUACGUGUUGGCAAUGUACAUGUGAAAGUCGUUGGGUCGGAGUAUUCUACUGUGUGCUAUGAUCACUUUAGACUUUGCCCGUUAAAGAGCACCUAAUGCGAUGGUAUUAUAUUAUGCCUGGAAAUAUAAUACAUGGAGAUAUUAUGUGAUUAUGCGUUAUGUUGGGAGAAAAAUGAUCAAAUAGCGAUGCUACAUUAGGAAGCUACUUUGAAAUAUAUGUCUUACUUCUGAGUCAGCAUGCUGUAUUUUCUCAUUUUGGAAACCUAAUUACUUAGAAAUGUUACAAUCUGUGACAAAGAGGGAUUAUAAAAACUAGUCAUGCCAUACACGAACUGUAAUCUGACAGAGAGUGCGGACUGCGAACGAGAUGUCAAUGUAGGUAUCUCCGUGAUGGCUCUGUGUCUAGGAGUCAUUUUAGCCCUGUCGGUCGCAGCCAACGGGAUGGUAUGCUUCGUCUUUUACCGGAAGUCCAAUCUCUUAAGCAUCUCGAACAGCUUCGUUCUGAACCUGUCCUGCUCGGAGCUGGCGCUGUCCGUUUUGGUAUUGCCGUUCACCUUGACCUCCGUCUUCUCCUCGUCAGGUUGGAUAUUCAACGACAUUUGGUGCAAAAUUCAAGGAUUCAUCUUUAGUGUGUGUGUGUUCUCCAUACAGUUUUCCUUGAUGGUUAUCUCCCUUGACAGGAAUUAUGCCAUUAUAAACUCGCUUCGUUAUGUGAAUGUCUUUACACAGAAACUUGCUAAUAUACUGAUAGCCAUGUGCUGGUUGUUGAGUGUAGUGUUAGCGUCUCUGCCGUUGUUAAACUGGGGUUCGUAUGACUACAUACCAAACCAAUACACGUGUGCAAUAAACUGGGAGGUGUCUAGUGAGUUUCUCACCACAGUGUGUAUAUUAGUAUUCCUUCUCCCUCUCCUUGUCCAGGCAAUCUGCUAUCUGAGCAUUUUCAAAGCGGCGAUCAGCCACACAAAACGGUCGAGUCGAGUGUAUCCUUCAAUGCAAACGAGUUCUAUUAGAGGACUUACAAGUUCGGUCCAAGAUCCGCCGAGUGAUUCAUCGGAUAUUAGUGACGUUUCACAAAACGUUCAGGUGAAAUAUCAAAAUAUGGAGUGCAAGGCAGUGCGAACGAUCCUGCUGAUUGCUUUUACAUAUGCUAUUUGUUGGGUUCCAUAUAUGACGGUGUCGUUUUUAAGGCUCAGAUCAGUCACCAUAGUGUCCUACAGCGAUUCGCUCGCUGUCUGUUUUCUCUUCCUGACUGGGGUAAUCAACCCUGUUAUAUAUGUAUUCAUGAAUAGGGUAAUGCGAUUCGAGAUAAAUAAGUUUUUCUGUGGACCUAGUGGGAGAGAUUCGAGAAAAUCAAGCUCUGGCGAUGACAACGAUGACUUCUAUUCAACGACGACGAUGAGUGUAUCGAUACCAAAGACAACGACGACAUCGUCCUCUUCGAACAGUUGUCAAACUAGGUCAGGCGGAAAGAGCAGGAGGAUAGAAAUGAAAACUAUAAAAGAAGAGGAGGUAGAACUAGAAAAUGUUUUCAAACCCGGUCAAUUCCCUAAAAAGGCGGAAAACCCGUCGGAAGAAAUUGUAAAGGUUUCCGUGGAUAAAGAGGAACAAAAACCAGAAUUAUUUCUGAACCCUACUGAUUUAUAUCUUCAGAGAAAACGGAUACGAACAAAGCGUGAGCGGAUGAUGUCUAUACGCGAGGAGGCGUCAAUACCUAUCCAGGAGACACUCGAAUCUCCUGAAUGGCAGUACUUAGAGGACUUGGACCUGGCAUGGAAUCCUGCCAUCUCGAAAGAUUCACAGAUUCAGUACAGACGUCGUCGAUCGCGAAUAAAUUCCUUAGGGGCCAGGAAAGACGAAACAUUUUCUAGGAAAAAUCGAGAUAGUGGAUCAUUCCUGUAUUUUGAACAUUUUAGUCCAAGCAAGGGACAACAUGGACAGAAUCGCCGAUCAGGGCGCGGCCUAUCGGUCGAUGAAGCAUUAUUUAGGUUCGACAAUUUUCCUCGGAGUAAACAAAACAGACAUCACAGCCUCUAUGAGGGUAUGCAAACUUCGAUAACUGUACCAAUGCCAGAUUUAGAAUCCUGUCGUCCACACGUUUCUGAUCACGCACAAAACGGUAAUGCCGGUUCUUCGGUCGAGUUAGGUCGAGAAUGCAAUACUGGUUCAGAUCCUGAACUCAACCGGAAGACACCGUCAACAUCAAAUCACGUGACACAGACAUCAAUCAAAGAUGGUAACUCAACGCAUCUUAUACAUGUGUCUCCACAACCAAAGCGAAAUUGUUUGUCUGCUUAAACCUAUUAACUUGUCAUUUUCUAUCAAACAAUAAAAGUAUCGGAUUUUUUAAUGAAACAGGCAGCCACUUGUUUUUAAUCAAGUGUUUAUUUUGGGUAACCAAUGUAAUUUGAAAUCACAGUCUUAAGGUAAAUGUCAUGUAGAGUAGAAGUCUGGGGUGUAUUACCUACUAGUUUAAGGUAAUCCUUCUCCAGAUAUACAUUAAACGUACAAAUGUGUCUCGUUUUUAUGAUGCAUUUAAGAUAAUGAAUUUACCACUGCAAGUUUUAUUUUUACCUCCAAAUGGUAUGUCUCCCUGCCUAAAAAAUAAAAUAGUGAUACAAAAUUAAAUUUCGUUAUAUUUACUGGACAGCGCCUUCAUUAACGAGGUCAACUUUUUGUGUUCUUUUGUUCUUAACAAAAAUCAACAGUGUUUUCAUUUCCCUCAGCAUUGUAGAGACAUAUAAGUCUAUUUAUUUUUCAGAAGAACAGCCAACUUAUGAGGUUCAAUUUUCGCGCGUUUGUGCAGUUUCUUUAUUCGUGAAGCCAUAUACAUUAUUCGGCCUCCGUUUCUCUGCUCAAUCACUUUAAUAAAUCUUAAAUAAAUUCCGAUGUUUUGGAUGGACUAUGGAAAUUAAAAACCG
Molecule: messenger RNA, 5000 nt
Organism: Mizuhopecten yessoensis (Yesso scallop)
Lineage: Eukaryota; Metazoa; Mollusca; Bivalvia; Pectinida; Pectinidae
Product: G-protein coupled receptor 161-like
Exons: 3
Coding region: 2401-4377 (658 amino acids)
Biological process (GO): G protein-coupled receptor signaling pathway
Cellular component (GO): membrane
Molecular function (GO): G protein-coupled receptor activity
Source: RefSeq, a predicted model, not a curated record